CGAGAGGCCAUCCGAACGACGAUGUUUUCACGGGAAUUCCGCUCAUAUAGGGACACAACUACCUAAAAGUGCGUCAGUUUGCAUCUAAUGCUAGCUAGCUACUUCUAAAGUCGACUAUUAGUUUGUGAUUAGUGCACACUGACAAUGCCGUUCAGCGCCGAGGCCAUUAAGCCGCCCCUUCAUGACCAAAUAACAGAACUGCAGAGGAAAAUUCAACUUCUUGAGGGCGACAGAAGUGCAUACUAUGAAAUGUCUCAGUCAAGCAUCAAGAAAAACAGGAAUUCUAUCCUUCAGCUGAGGCAGGAGAACAAGAGACUACACAAGAAGUUGGCUAGCGCUCUUGCUGGGGACGAGCAGGUGAUAAAGGAGGCCUUCCAAAGCCGAGGCAUGGAGAAAGCUGCCUUCAGAAACAUGUCAGGGAAGGCUGCUCUCAAGGCGCUGGACCAGAAGGUGUGUGACAAGAUGAAGAAGCUGAACGCUCUAAAGCACACCACCCAGACGUACCGUCGUCGCCUGGAGGACCUACAGACACUGUACCAGAGUAUGAAGCUAGAGAACAGGGGACCAGAGAGAGACACGGAGAGACACAGCGAGGAGGCCAAGAGUGAAGGAGAGGCGGCUGAGGAGCAUCCCCAAAAGAACUUGCGGGUGCUGGAGAAUCGUCUGGAGAAAGCCCAGCUGAAGUGCCAGGAGGCUGAACACAUCAUGAGAGGCUAUCUGAAACUAAAGGCCCACCUACAGGAGGAGAGCCUGACCUUCCAGACCCAGCUGGAUAAACUAGAGGCUGAGAUCCUGCGACAGAGACAGGAGCUGAAGGACCUGCAGGUCCUGAACAGUGACGCACUCCUCUCCAAAGACACUGCCAAGGCAGAGCUGCAGCGUCAAGAAGAACAGAUGUAUAGGGAGAGGAAGGACAGAGAGUGUAUCCUCACCCGUUACAAGAAAGAGGCAGAGGACCGUAAGGCUCAGGCUGAGAGAGUGGAGAGAAGGGCCCAGCGGGCAGCCAUGCAGCCUGACGAGCUGAGUAGCGACGCCCAGCGCAGUGCCACCGGGCUGGGGGAGGAGGAGAGGGCCAUCUCCACCUUCGAAGAGGCCUUCAGACGCAUCAAGGAGGCCACGGGGGUCACUGACACACGGGAGGUGGUGGAGAGGUUCAUCUCCCAGGGAGACACCCAGCAGCACCUGGAGGAUCUGAAGAAGGAGAACCAGAGAACCCUGGUACAGCUGAAGGAGGACAGGGACCGUCUGCAGGAACACUUCCAGGACAUCAAGUACUCCGGGGAGACCAAGCUCUCCAGUGGUCAGCAGAUGCUGGAGGACUGUAAGCGCCACCUGCAGGCGGAGCAGGGGAGCCGCGACGCCGCCAAGGAGCGUCUGGACUGGCUGACCCGUACCCUGAACACGGUCCGGGCCGGAGUGGAACACCUAUCUGACAAACUGCAGCACAUCAAGCUGGGUGAGCGACCGGAGCCCCAGCUGCCCCCCGGCUCAGAGGAGUACGUGGUGGAACUGCUGUCCCAGUCAGAGCAGAAGCUGCUGUUAUUGCAGGAGGAGCUCCAGGGGAAGGACCUGGCCGCCGUCAUGAAGGAGAUGGAGGAAGAGGAGUUCCAUGCCAGCAUCGAGGGGAAGCUGCCCCAUUGCAACACCCGCAUCAAGCUGCCUGAGGCUCAGAGACAGGACCCAUAUGAUGAAGAGGAGGAGAGCGGGGACGAUGAGGGUGACAUUAUCACCAGGGCAAUACUGAAGCACCAGUCUCAGCUCAUCAUCGACUCCAAGACUAAGAGGAAGACCAGGACCAAGAAGAAAAAGGGCAAGCUCUGAUCCUAGAUCAGUUAGGCUGGCUAGAGGUCACAAGAGCCAUAGAAAUAUAAUUGCUAGAAUGGGGAGUUUGUGUUUAGUGUGAGGUCAUAGGUCAUAUUUGUGCCCUGGAUUGAGUGAAAAUACUUUUGCUUAGAUGGCAUAGGGGACUUGAGUGAAAUCUUACUCCUCACAUAUAAUUAUUCAGUUAGCUAAAUAAUUAUAUUCCUUAUUAACUAAUGGAAUGCACAGUAAAUGUAUAUUGGGAUGAUACUGUAGCUAGGGGAACGUUGUGGUGGCAGAUCAUAUAGUACCUUGAUUUUAUCACAAAGCAGUUCAACAGAAAAUAAUUUCCCACUUGCACCACUGAUUUGUAGAUUAUAACAUUGUAAUCAAAAUAGGAAUGAAAAUCAAUAAAAAGCUUGAUUUGAAGAUUUACUCAGUUACUCAAGGUAAGAUUGCUCUAAUGCAGGGGUGUCAAACACACAGCCCAUGGUAUGUUUUUUGUUGUUGUAUAAUAUAUAUAUUUUUUAAUCUGCAUUGAAAUGGCUUAAAUAUUGAAACUGUGUAGGAAUCAGGGCUUGACAUUAACCUUUUUAGCUUUUGGACAAGUAGGACAGAUUUUUUACUUGUUUACCAAAGUCACUUGUCCCCCCCAAAAAAGGUCUGUAUCACAAGCCAAAAGGGUGAGUGAAAAUGAGUGAAGUACACAUAUCCGUGGGAAUUAGGGGUGUUAAGGGUACAGCAUCACCCCCUAAUAAAUCACUUUAUUAAUAAAUUAGUGAUUAAAUUAGUGUACUAGGCCUUUAUUACUCCUCUUUGAUUACUGCUGUAUGAUUACUCCUGUAUGAUUACUCCUGUAUGAUUACUGCUGUAUGAUUACUGAUGUAUGAUUACUGCUGUAUGAUUACUCCUGUAUGAUUACUCCUGUAUGAUUACUCUUUGAUUACUCCUGUAUGAUUACUGCUGUAUGAUUACUGCUGUAUGAUUACUCCUGUAUGAUUACUGCUGUAUGAUUACUGUUGUAUGAUUACUCUUUGAUUACUCCUGUAUGAUUACUGCUGUAUGAUUACUGCUGUAUGAUUACUCCUGUAUGAUUACUGCUGUAUGAUUACUGCUGUAUGAUUACUGCUGUAUGAUUACUCCUGUAUGAUUACUUCUGUAUGAUUACUUCUGUAUGAUUACUGCUGUAUGAUUACUGCUGUAUGAUUACUCUUUGAU
Molecule: messenger RNA, 3018 nt
Organism: Oncorhynchus masou masou (cherry salmon)
Lineage: Eukaryota; Metazoa; Chordata; Actinopteri; Salmoniformes; Salmonidae
Gene: odad3
Product: outer dynein arm docking complex subunit 3
Exons: 14
Coding region: 145-1821 (558 amino acids)
Biological process (GO): outer dynein arm assembly; cilium movement
Cellular component (GO): ciliary rootlet; ciliary basal body; cilium
Source: RefSeq, a predicted model, not a curated record